AUGUUUGAUCUCUGCACAAUCUUUAAGACAUUACAGAAGUUGUUUCAGAAAUCAAACUUGAUUCUUCCAGAUGUGUUAACAGCAAAAGAUUCUGCUAUGCAGAACUUGAAGAUUAUGAAUGACAUACCAGUUCCAGGUGGGAAAGAGGAGCAGAAUUUGGAGUUGCACGAUAAUGAGCAAAAUAGACCUGUGAGACGAACCAGUACAGCACAUCAGUUUGUGACAAGCCAAAACAGGAAUAGCAAUGCUAUAAGGAAUGAAAUUGUGCAGUCCGCCAUCAAUUUUCUUGGGCAACGUAUGAACACAGAAAAUGAUGGCACAGUUGAGAGUUUGAUGAGUAUUCUAGAAGCAUCUUCAUCUAAGGACUUAAUUUUGGCCAGUAGAAAUCUUGUUUCUUCGAUUCUUGGACCAAGCUGCCUGUCAGAUUUUGUCAGUGAUGUUUGCAAGUCAUGGAACAACCUGGCCAAAAUUGAGCAUGUUGAGGUGGAAGACACUGGAACUAUGUAUGCUCUUCGCCUUAGGAAAAUGAUACAGGCAAGUACUGGUUUACUUAAGAAAUUCCUAGCAUCUUUUCUUACCCUUGUCCCUCACAGCAUGGCAACUGAACGAGUUGUUUCUCAUUAUAACAAUGUGAAGACAUCGGGCAGGUCUUCGCUUAAUCCUGAGACAAUAAAUGGUAUAUUGCAUAUUUCUCUGAAUGGAAGGGGUGCAUCCUUUUUUGACCCAAGACCAGUGGUAUCAGAGUUCUUAACUUCGAAAGAAAGAAGAAACCGAGAGCCGUGUGAAGAACUGUACAAACAAAGGGAAUUUGUGAAACAUUUCUUCAAGCAAGAAUCCGGAUGUCUGUGAUUCACAGAAGCAUACAGUAUACCUUAAAUAUAACUAGUAUGAUACUUUUUAAAUACAACAUUGGUUGGUGAGCAUACUUAAACUUGUUGUGUUUGAAUCUUAAUUUCAAAUUAUCACAAAUUUCACUUUUAAAAAUUUCCUUUGAGAACCUGAGAUUUCUUUAAAAAGUGUUCUCAGAAUGCAGGAAAUGCUAUUUCAGAGACCAAAAUUUAAAAAAAUUCCCGAGGGCAUGUGCUUAAACCCACCUUCGGUGUUCGCGUACUAUCCAGGGAAAGGGAAAAAAAAUGGCCUGGGCCCUUUGGUAGUUUUGCCCCACCACUGAAGAAUCCUUAAAAGAUGCCCUGCCAGGAAUAGCUACAAAAAAAUGCAACUAUAUCCCAUUGAGUGGCGAUCGAUGCACCCUACUUUAGUAUUUUAUUCUGUUUAACGCCAGACGAUUUUAUUCGUCAAGGGGAGAACGCUGGCGCUUAAUUAAUGGGUUAACUGGCCUAUCUGCCCAUGUGUCUAGUUAACCCAUUGAGUGGCGAUGCACCCUGAUGCAAACCUUAUACAUCACCUCAGACAGUGCACACGUACAUUUUUAGAGCUCCUGCUUUGUAAUAAAACUUGAGUUUAACACGGCAGAGUUACUUCUAACGAAUAAGGGAAAGCUUAAAUGGCGUGGUGAAUUCGAAUCGUUACAAAUAUUUCUUGAAAAAGAUCUUAACAUCAAAGGCAAGUGGACUUCUGCAAGUGGAGCAAAGCUGUUAAAAACUGAUGACAUUCAGAUCCGAUGGUAUAGUCAGCAAGAAACUAUAACCUUGAAUGGCCCGAAAGCAGAGGAAUACAAGUCGUUAUUGGAAGCUAAGGCGAGUGUCUUAGAUAUCACCGAAACGACAGAAAGUGUGGACAAGGAGAUGUCUGAAGUUUCCCAGCAAGAGGUUUCAGUAAGUGAGGCGUUAAAUAUCACAAGUGUUGACCCUUCCCUUUAUAAAACAGUAGAAGCGAUGAAGUCUGAAAUUAAUGCAUUGAAAUCGCAAUUUAACAAACAUUGCUUAGAUUCAUCCAAACUGCAUAUAGAAUCAAAAAUCCAAAAAGAUAAUAACUCUAGUGAUGCUCGUACUUUAGAUGUAGAGCGUUUGGAAAACGAAAACGAGAACUUAAAACAAGAAAACCAAUUAUUUCGAUCAAAAAUCGAUUACCAAGAACAAGAUCUAUUGCAUUUGAAUAACAAAUUAAAGACUUUAGAAGACGAGAGAGCAAGUUUAAUAACCGUAAUACGUCUAUUGUACUCCGAUAGAGAUGAAAACAAUAAAUCAUAUUCCCAAUGUGAAUAUCAAAGUGUUAUGCGUGGCAGCACAAAAACUAACUGCCCACGCUCUCGCGUUCCAAAUGCCGCCAUGGCGGAAAAAAAUCAUUUUCUUAUUAAGAAAAAAUGUCUUAAUUUAAGAAAAAAAAUCUUAAAAUAAGAAAAUAAUUUUCUUAGUAAGAAAAAAUUUUCUUGAAAUAAGAAAUUUUUGAAUCCCAAGAUAUCUUUUUCUUAAAAUAAGAAAAAAUUUUCUUAAUAAGAAAACAUUUUCUUAAAAUAAGAAAAUACGAUUUUCUUACUUUCUUAAUAAGAAAACAUUUUCUUAAAAUAAGAAAAUACGAUUUUCUUACUUUAAGAAUAUGUUCGUAAGACAAGAAAUGAAAUUCUUAAAAUACAAAAUUAUAAAAUAGUAAGACAUUAUUACUUAAAUUUUUGAAGCAAGAAAAUGUAAAAUGCUAGUGUUAUAGGACAACUUAUAUCUUAACAAGACUUAGAACAACGUAUAUCUUAUUGCGUCAGGUAAAUUUGUAGUUUUUAUUUCGAAUUGAAGAGACUAUAUGACCGGCAGCUCACGGUUGAUCAAACACUAAAUGGCCGGCAGUACAUUGACUAUAUAGUUAAAGUUGAAUCUUCAGUAAUCAGUAUAAGAUAGAUAAACCGAUCCCCAAUCCCAAACCCUUCUCUAACCCUAACCCCUAACCGUAACCUUUUGAGAGUUAGACCGGCUGCCGGUAAUAUAGUCACUUUGUUUUUAUUUCGUUUCCAAAAUUUGAGCUCGUUUUAGUUUUAUUGAAUCGUUGAAGAGAAUUUUUGCCCUCCGGAAUUUUUAUCCAAGCAGGAAUAGUUCGCCAUAGUUCGCGUAUUCACUAAACGCCUGGUACCUAGUUUACCUUUUAGAACGCGGAGCAUCGCGGGAUAGCGUCGUUUUACAUUUUUGUGAAAAAAUUUAUAUAAAAUUAUAAAUAUCCAUGAGCGCCUUCAAGGCAAUUUAAAUGGCAAAUAACGAUGGGAAAAGCAUCAGAAAGCAUCAGAAAGUCUUUAAAAUGUUGUUCAGAUACCACAGGUAAGAAUAAUUGUAUAUUUGACUUGUUAUUUAAACAGAUCCAUUGCGAAAUAAUGUAGUGAUUAUGACUGUUUACUUGAGCGAAGUGUGAAAAUAUUCCAUUGAAUGUUUGAAUUUGCCGCGUUUGUUUUGCAUAUAAAACAUGCAAAUGUUGCUUUCAGGCAAGGGACGAAAGAUUAAAAUAUAAAUUCAUAUCUAUUAUUGUGAAUUCCAUACUAAUUUACGACUAAUAUUAACAAUUUGACAAUACUAAAUUGCCUUUGACAUUGGCAGUUUGCUAGACCUUUCAAAUGUCAAGACUCAAGGCUAUAUAGUGAUAUGAAAUAAGAUAUUAUACAUACGGAUGUUUUUGAAGAUCUGUUAGCAUUUUAAUACUUGAAUAAGGAUUGGAAUUGCAGGAGAAUGACAGCAUUUAAUCUGAUAUUUUCAGUGUAUAGAUAGCUGAAUAACUGAAUUGCAUCCUACUUUUAAUAUUGUUUACUCUGUCUAAUUAAUGCCAGAGGAUUUUCCUACUUGCCUUGCCGGAUAACUUGGCUACUGUAGAGAAUGUUUAGUUUUCCCGACUUACUAUGCUUCACCCGGGAAACUCUGCAACCCUAGAUAGAAUGUAUAUGCCUUUCAUUUAAAAUAAUAGCCCAAAAAUACAUACAAAUCAUUAGGUAUGUUUAUAGCUUUCCUCUAUUUCUAGCAGCUUUUUCUUGCCUAUUUUGUAAUCAUGUUUUUUAAACCUUUUGAAUGAUCCAAAUUGUGUUUGUAUUUUGUCAUUGCACAGCAAUAAUGGGGUAACUUGAUUUCAUAUAAAUAGACUGCUUUUUGUCCUGCCUGAGUGAGUAACUCACCUUGCCGGGUAACUCGCCUACUGAUGUACUGAUAUCCAUAUUGGUGUAUCAGUCAUCUUUGAAUUUCGUGAAAUGACAUGUAUUAUCGGUAUCAGCAAAGUAUUGGUCUUUUAUUAUCAGUUAUCAGAAUAUCUGUGAAUUUCCAUAUAUCGGUGCAUCACUAAAACAGUUCAAGAUUGUGUUUAUAUGAGAAAAUGCCAUCCUGCUCGCCGGGACAAUUUUGUUAUGUUGACAUUGUUUUGACAGUUGUUAAAAAUAGCUUGCAGCUCGGCAUCUUUGAACAUUCAUCCUGGCCCAGCCUGCUUGUGAGUGUAUAUGUGGAGAAAUUUUCAUCCCAAUAAGCAACAUUGUGGCGUCAGAGCCAGCCUGCUUGUGGAUCCAUAUAAACGCAUGAUAAUUUUUUCUAGAUAAAUAUACCUAAUGCAGUAAGAUCUUGCUUACCGGGCUGUCCCGCUAAGCGGUCCAGCCCAGCUUCCAUAUAAAUACAUUGUACAGCUGGUUUAAAGAACCAUGAACAGCAACCAGAAGUAAACUAUACUGUCAGUAACUGUGUGAUAUGGUAUUGGACAAAUUAUUACAUUUCUUAAUAUUGCAGCUUUGGUGCAUGAAUAAGGGAUAAUAGUCUACUGGCACUUGCCACAAGAAAAUGAUAACUGAAUCCAGGACAUCUGUAUCUGCCUACAGCCAUGUCUCUGCUUAAUAAAAUUUAUAUAAAACAUAUGUAGUUUAAUACUCCCUCUUUCGUCUUCUACCAAUAUGAACAGGUGAUUGGCCGAUUAUAACAUUAAACAAUAAACCCUUUGUAUUAGAUAAGAAUGAUAUUAUAUUAUAAAUAACAUUAAAUUAAUUAUAUUAAUGAAUUAUAUUAUAAAUGAAUUAUAUUAUAAAUAAUAAGUCAUAAAAUUAAUAUUCGUCUAUCUUUUUAACAUAGACAGAUUUUCAUAUUUUUUACUGUGGUGCAUGGUGCCAGAAAUUUUAGGGGGGGGGGGGGGUGAGCCGUGAGCAGGUGACUGAAGCAUCACAAAGUGUCACCAUACCCCAGUAAGGUCUAUAUUCUAGAGGUGGAGCACUAGAGAUGUGAGGGGGAGUCUAGAGAGCAGAAAAGAAAGUAUCCCUGGAGAAAUUAAUUUCUAAGAUAAGAUUUCUAAGAUAAAAUAAGAUUAUUUUCUUUUUUGUUUUGAGAAAUUAUUUUUGAGAAAUUAUUUUCUUAAAAUAAGAAAUUAUUUUCUUAUUUUAAGAAAAUUUUCUUAUUUCAAGAAUUUUUUUUCUUGGGAGAAUAACAAGAAAAUUUUCUUAAUAAGAAAAUUCUUUUUAAGAAAAAAUUCUUGUUUUGAGAAAUUAUUUUCUUAAAAUAAGAAAUUAUUUUCUUAUUUUAAGAAAAUUUUCUUAUUUCAAGAAAACUUUUUUCUUGGGAGAAUAACAAGAAAAUUCUCUUAUUAAGAAAAAAAUUUUCUUGAUUUGAGAAAAUAUUUUCUUAAAAUGAGAAAAUAUUUUCUCAAUUUAAGAAUUUCUCUCAAGAAAAUUUUCUUAAUAAGAAAAAUUUUCUUAAGAAAAUUUUCUUAUUAAGAAAAUUUUCUUGUUAUUCUCCCAAGAAAAUAUUUUCUUAUUUCAAGAAAAUUUUCUUAAAACAAGUUUUUUUUUUCUUAAAAUAAGAAAAUGAUUUUUUGCUUUGCAGUAAACAAAGUAAAAUUCCAGACGUGCUAGGCAAAAAUAAGUAUUCACCGCUCGAAGUAGAACAAGCUUCUGCAGACGACGAAGAAGCCGGACAGUCAUUAAUUGAAGUUGGCACAAGCGACGAUGAUGAUAAAACUCCUCAUUACAGACCUAAGCAAACGUCAAAAUCAACCACCCGAGCGUCCAAAAAACCAGAGAAAGAGGCUCGACAACAACAUCAGCAAGGAAAUGAGAAAGAUUUGACAGAUAGACACAAUUCAAACCAAAAUCAGCGAAAAGUGGAUAUCUGUGGUGACUCCAUGACAAAAUAUAUUCAAGCACAUAAAUUAGGACGCUCAACUAACGAUAGAGUCACGUCAAAAUCAUUUAGUGGGGCGAAGUGUAAAGAUAUGAAGCAUUAUAUUAUGCCUACUUUAGAAAAGAAGCCUGACGAAAUUAUACUGCACGUCGGAACAAAUGACCUAAAGACCAGCAGCCCAAAGACGGUUGUCAAAGAUAUCAUGGCGCUAAAAGAUUUUGUAGUAAAAACUUCACCUAGCACAAAGGUAACUAUAUCUGAACUGAUAGUAAGAACUGAUGACGAAACACUUAAUAAUAAAAUUAAACAGAUUAAUACAUUGUUGAAACAAAAUUGUGCUGCUGAUAAUACACCCUUAAUAGAACAUUCCGAUAUAAAUAAUGACUGCUUAAAUCAGUCUGGUGUUCAUUUAAAUAAAAAAGGAACAGCAUUAUUUGCUCUGAGUAUAAUCAAACAUAUUAGGCAUUUUUGA
Paramuricea clavata is the source of this 6483-nucleotide messenger RNA. Lineage: Eukaryota; Metazoa; Cnidaria; Anthozoa; Malacalcyonacea; Plexauridae. The record is from the annotation of a GenBank genome assembly.